This is a messenger RNA of Pogoniulus pusillus (Red-fronted tinkerbird), 2389 nucleotides long. Its product is annotated as uromodulin-like 1. The transcript is spliced from 5 exons. The coding region runs from base 511 to 1599 and encodes 362 amino acids. The record is from RefSeq and is a predicted model, not a curated record. Lineage: Eukaryota; Metazoa; Chordata; Aves; Piciformes; Lybiidae.
GGGGAGGGUGAGGAGGUGGCAGGGAGAGGAGGAGCAGCCACUGUGGUCCCUGCAGCAGUGAGGAAGAGUGAGGAGGAGGCAGUGAGAGGAGGAGCAGCCACUGUGGUCCCUGCAGCAGUGAGGAAGAGUGAGGAGGAGGCAGGGAGAGGAGGAGCAGCCACUGUGGUCCCUGCAGCAGUGAGGAAGAGUGAGGAGGAGGCAGGGAGAGGAGGAGCAGCCACUGUGGUCCCUGCAGCAGUGAGGAAGAGUGAGGAGGAGGCAGGGAGAGGAGGAGCAGCCACUGUGGUCCCUGCAGCAGUGAGGAAGAGUGAGGAGGAGGCAGGGAGAGGAGGAGCAGCCACUGUGGUCCCUGCAGCAGUGAGGAAGAGUGAGGAGGAGGCAGGGAGAGGAGGAGCAGCCACUGCCAGCCAGCUGCCCACAUCUUUGCCACCUCAGGCACCAGCCAGACAGCCUUUGGAGAAGGAAGAUGAGGGUGAAGCUGGGACUGGUGACUCCAGCCCUGACACUGCCAUGCUCGCCCCUGGGCUACCUACAGCAAAGGCAUUUCCUGGCUCUGCUGCCAGGCCUGUCAAUGCUGCCACUCCUCAGCCAGCUCUCCUCAGCACUGCAGCUGUCAGUGAUGCUGAGAUGCUUCAUGGCAGAGGUCUAAGCCACUUCCUUCCAAGCCCAGAGGGACCCUUGUACUCUUCUGGCAGCCUGGUGGCACUUACCCCCCCGGGGAGCUCCUCUCUGGGUGCUGCACACACUGAGCAGUCUGAGAAGCUGAGCACAGAGGCAGAGGAGCUGGUUGGGACAGAUGAAGCAACAGAAGAAGCAGCUGAAGGCUUAGUAACUGUUCUAACUCUGCUGGAUUUGGAGCCCAGCCUGGCUGAGUCCCACCAGAGGAGGAGGCUGCAGCCAGGAGCUGCCAUCCUGAACGGCCUUGCAGUUGUGAGCGACGACAGCUGCGGCUCCGGCAACUACACCGCGCAGAUGAGCUUGCAGCCCGUGGCAGAGGCAGGGCUGGAGGUGGAGGAGUUGGUGGCUGCCCAAGAGACUUACCUGGCCCUCAUUGCUGUGCAGAGCAACAGCAGCCAGCCCCUGCUGCAGGUCCAGUCGUGCUGUGUGACUCCUUCUGCCAGCCCAGGGGCCCCGGGAGCCGUCUGCUGCUUGUUCCGCAGGCUGCCGUUUGAGUGCAGGCACAUCCAGCUGCUGCAGAGCAGCCUGCCCAGCUCUGCCAGCUUCACCAUCCAGCUGUUCCAGAUGCUGAAUCACUCCGUGGCUUACUUGCACUGUGAGCUUAAUGUCUGCCUGCAGGGCAAAGCAGGAUGUGAGCAGGACUGCUUUGGAAGCAUGGAGCCACUUCUGCAGCCAAGUGACAGGAACAGCCAUGGGAAGCUGCACAACCUCAUCUCCUUGGGUCCAGUUCCCAGGGUGAGCAGCAGGUCUCUCUACAGACCCAUGGAAGGUCCUGACUCUGCCAUGCUGCUACCCAUUCUGCUGGGGUCCCUCACUGGCUUUGCCAUCUUGGGCACUGCUUUCAUAAGCCUUUGGCUGCACCACAGACAGAAAACCAAAAGCAUCUCCCACCCACAGCUCCAGGACCUCCGUGGUCUGUGAACUCUGAGCCUGGCCCUGCAGUCCCACGGAUCAGAGGAGCCCCUGAGCUUGCUUUGCACAGUGCAUUGCUUCUGUAGAGCUGCUGCUGGCCCAGGGAGAGAGAAAUCCCACCCCUGCCUCCUGCACACCUCCCCUCCCUUCCUUGCCUUCUGCAUGAGCAAGUCCAGAGCAUGCAGAGGAGAGAAAGAUUUGUAGUCGUGGUCCAGCUCCAAGGGAGGCAUCAGCAAGUGACUUGCACUGAGGGGUGGCAGCUGUCUGCUGGGGGCCAUGGUCAAGAGGUUUGGCAACAGCUUCUUUGGGGGGGAGCAGCUCAGGGAAGGGCUGUUCAGCAUCCACCUUGCAGUGUGUUAUUUUCAUUACAAAUCUAAUGAAGCCUCUCCUGGAGAACCUUCUCCAACAUAGGAGAGGCAGAGUGGGGCCAGGAAGGAGCUGCUGAGUUCCCUGGCAAGUGGAUUGCUGCUUUUUAUGCUAGGGGAGUGUUUCAGGCUGUAUUAAGCAGUGGAGAUGUUCCCUUUCCUCACCUUCCACCAGCCCAGGUUGCUCAAGAGCUCAUCCUUGAAGACCUUCAGGGAGGAGGCAUCCACCAGCAGGCUUGGAGCAGCUCUCCUGAAAGCUUUUGGUGUCCCCAGAGGUUGCUCAGCAGCAGGCAGAGGAGAGAAAGAUUUGUAGUCGUGGUCCAGCUCCAAGGGAGGCAUCAGCAAGUGACUUGCACUGAGGGGUGGCAGCUGUCUGCUGGGGGACAGGUUGGGGGCCAUGGUCAGGAGGUUUGGCAACAGCUUUUUGGGGGGGA